CAUAAUGUAAGAGAGAGAAACAGAAACACAAACACCGCACCACACCGUAUCAUAUCCAUUCCAUAUCACUCCUUACGCUUUCUUUUCUUUUCUUCCAAAUUCUCUUUCUUUUAACCUAACCCUACAAUUAUCACCCUCUCAACACACCAUUAACACAAACACAAUUUCCUCUCACCCUAGAUCUCUUCCCUCUUCCAUUUUCCAUAUUACUCCGUUAUGUCUCGUUUCGAUUCAUCAAUUACGGUUAUGUAUGGCAUUUAGUGGUUUCCCUUUUUUGAAUUAGGGCUUCGGUUAGCUUAGACUUCAUCGUCUUGAAUGGAACCUCGUGUUGGGAAUAAGUUUCGCCUGGGUCGGAAGAUCGGCAGCGGCUCCUUUGGGGAGAUCUAUUUAGGUACUAAUAUUCAAACUAAUGAAGAGGUCGCAAUUAAGCUUGUAAGUCUUCUUAAUCAAUUGGGUUUUGGAUUUGUUCCAUUUUCAGUAAUUUUUUAUUAAUUUUUUAAAACAUGCGUUGCCUUCGUUCGUUUCUCUGAAGUCUGGAAUAGACGACAAAUUGUGAGUUUUGCAUAUGCCUGCUAAUUUCUGCUAUGAAUCAAUCUGAAUUAUGAAAUUGCUGUCUUGGAAAGAUGGUUUCCUGCGCAUGUGGUUGUGAAAUUUGGUUCUGAGUUGUAGUUUUAUCCGGCAUUCUUAAUGACCUCGUUGUAUACUUGCAUUCUAGAUGUCUAGCAUCUUCAUCGAGCUUAUUCCUGAUUCCUUAUUUCUUGGAGGGUGACAUAGUGCUCUUAGAGGAUGCAUGUGAAAGACAUUUGGCCGUUUAGAAAGCAUUUUACUUAGAGCUUUGAAGAGACCCUAGGCUGGAAACAAAAUUGUAUAUAUAAUAUUAGAGUGAGGUUGUGAUAGGCAAUUGUUUAGCCAGCACAAAACUUUGUGAAAUUGUAUCACAUGGAUAGGUGAAAUAAUUAUGCUAAGAAUAGGUUGUAUCCAAUAAUUACUAUGCUCUGUGGAUCGAGUACAAUGUUAGAUGAGCUAGAGCUGCUAGAUUGAUGGAUAUAUGUACUUUAAAAGUACUAACAUUUUCUUCAGCUACAUAUUUGCUUUUCCCUGCCUCUUCAAGUUUGCUGCACUAUUUUGAAGGUUUUGGGUUGGGGAUUGGAUUGGAAACAGUGGCAUACUAAUAUGGCUUAAAAUUAUGUCGUGGGAAUUUUCUUUUGAUAAGUUGUUAAAUCAGUGUUUCAACUUGAGCUUCUAGUUUUGGAAUUUGCAUUUUCUUGAGUAGCCACUAAAUUAUUGCAUUAGAGAUGAUUUACUUGUUCUUCCUUUCUGUUCCUUGCUGUGCUUUUAAAUUAGGAAAAUGUCAAGACAAAGCAUCCUCAAUUACUGUACGAGUCCAAGUUGUACAGAAUUCUCCAGGGAGGAAUCUGGUUAUGGCAGCUGGAAUUCCAAAUGUCAGAUGGUUUGGAGUGGAGGGAGAUUACAAUGUUUUAGUGAUGGACCUGCUUGGGCCGAGUCUUGAAGAUCUAUUUAACUUCUGUAGUAGAAAGCUAUCACUAAAGACUGUUCUCAUGCUUGCUGAUCAAAUGAUCAACCGUGUUGAGUUCAUUCAUUCUAAGUCAUUUUUACAUCGGGAUAUCAAACCAGAUAAUUUUCUGAUGGGGUUAGGAAGGCGUGCAAACCAGGUUUAUGCUAUUGAUUUUGGAUUGGCUAAGAAAUACAGAGAUAGUUCAACCCAUCAACACAUUCCAUACAGGGAAAAUAAGAAUUUGACUGGAACUGCAAGAUAUGCUAGCAUGAAUACUCACCUUGGCAUUGAGCAAAGCCGGAGAGAUGAUCUAGAGUCACUUGGUUAUGUUUUAAUGUACUUCCUAAGAGGAAGUCUUCCUUGGCAGGGACUUAAAGCAGGAACAAAGAAACAGAAAUAUGAGAAAAUCAGUGAGAAAAAGGUUUCUACCUCAAUUGAAGCCUUGUGUCGAGGUUAUCCAUCAGAAUUUGCAUCUUACUUCCAUUACUGCCGCUCAUUAAGGUUUGAUGAUAAGCCAGAUUAUGCUUACCUCAAAAGGAUAUUUCGUGACCUGUUCAUUCGCGAAGGAUUCCAGUUUGAUUAUGUGUUUGACUGGACCAUUUUGAAGUAUCAGCAAUCACAGCUAGCCACUCCCCCAGCACGGGCUAUUGGCCCUAGUGCUGGAACCAGUUCUGGAAUGCCACCAGCUGUUACUAGUGCUGAUAGACCUACAGGAGGGGAAGAAGGACGACCUCCUGCUUUGGUUUCAGUGGAUUCCUCAAGGCGCAGAAUGUCAGGGCCCAUUUUAAAUACUUUAUCAAGUGCCAAUGUUUUGGGUCAGUCAAGUGGAUCAUCAAGGCGGGUUGCUGUUUCUAGUAGCCGUGAUGCAUUUGUUGGUGCUGAGUCAGAUGUUCGUACUCGUGCUGCUGAGGCUAGCCCUGGAGCAGCACACAGAGGUUUGAGUGGACAAAGAAGUUCACCAAUUGGAUCUUCUGAUCCCAAGAGAGUAGUUUCAUCUGCAAGAAAUGCUUCUCAUGUAAAAAAUUAUGACACUGCACUUAGGGGCAUGGAGGGCUUGCAGUUAGAGAAUGAUGAGAGGGCUCAUUAUUAAUUUCUCACCUUCUCACCUAGUGAAUUUGUGAGUUGAUAGGCACUCAAAGUUGCUUAUGUUACUGAGUUGAGCUGUGAGGAAAUUUGGAUCUGAACAUGAAAUUCUGGGUUUGUAUUCUUAACUCAUCUGCUCAAACCGAUGAAGCUGAGAAGCUGAAAUAAUUUGAGUUUAAACCAGGGAUUGUGCUUGCUGUAAAGCUCAGGUUUAAUUGGCACUCUUCGCCUCUGGCUGGAACUCCUAUGUUUUAUAAGAUCUUUUCCUGUGAGUUAUUAUAUUGGUUUACCAGACGUUUACAGUUUCACGUGGACCGUAAAUGUCAAAACUAUCAAAUACCAGCAAAAAUGUAAUUAGUCAUUGUACUCUUGUUGGAUAAGCUUCCCUUAGUUUCCACGGUGUAAGUGUCUGGAAAUUAUUUUGGUAUUAGGAAUUUGGAAUGUUCAACCUUGUGAGUUCCCUAUCAAAGCUGAAAUCAACAGUAUCUCUAGUUUUUCCUUGUUAUACGUCACAAUAAACUUGUUUGCAUUUUAUUUCGAUCUUUGAAAAUGUUUUCAUUAAAUUGGGUUGAUC
Abrus precatorius (Indian licorice) is the source of this 3173-nucleotide messenger RNA. RefSeq names its product casein kinase 1-like protein 12. The record is from RefSeq and is a predicted model, not a curated record. Gene Ontology annotation, cellular component: cytoplasm; nucleus. Lineage: Eukaryota; Viridiplantae; Streptophyta; Magnoliopsida; Fabales; Fabaceae. Gene Ontology annotation, biological process: peptidyl-serine phosphorylation; signal transduction; endocytosis. The transcript has 13 exons. Gene Ontology annotation, molecular function: ATP binding; protein serine/threonine kinase activity. The coding region runs from base 1296 to 2606 and encodes 436 amino acids.